ACCCCAGACAAAUUACAAUCAAUCAAGCUCGAUACGGAAUGAUUCUAAAGUUCCGUAAAAAUUCUCCUCUCGCGCGUGAUACAAUGCAAGCUCUUUUCGAAUUUUCAUCAUGACUCGCGCAAGAAGACAUCGGUACUACACAAAAGAAAUCACUGACACACAGAGCGAUGCGUAGCUAUACCGAAUUUGCAUCGUCCCCGCGAUGAUUCACGCCGGUCAUUAAUAAGCUAUACUCGUAUACCGCUGCGGCGAAAAACCGUCGCGCUGACACAGAACGGCUAAUUAACGCGCGGGGCACUUAAAAUGCGAUAUUUUCAAAUCUACAAACGACAGUUGAACAAGCAUAGGCUCGAACUUUUCGUAUACGCAAACUCGAGCGCUUGUUUAAUAACGCGACGAAGCGAGUGUCACACGCGUCGACCCGCGACUCGCCAGUUAUUCGCUCGAGGAAAAAUACGCCGUGACAGGUUCUCACGCGCGGUUGUUCGUUAUUUUUUUCGCCGCACUUUCUUUCAGCGAAACAACUUGCGGUGCGUCGGUUUUGCAUACAGCUGCGAGAUUAUUUAUAGGACGUCGGUGGCGUAUAUCGAAUGUUUCCUAGCUAGAGAUAUUCGUGUAAUCUUUAUUUGAAAUUUUAGAUGCGCCUACUAAAUAUACAGCAAUGACUUGUAUUAUUUACAACGAAUUGCGCCCAAAUCAUCGGAGAUUCAAACUGCGUCAACGUAAAAUGUGAAGUCAAGCGUGAAAACACUUAAGACAAUGGUAUCUUUACGGAUACACAAACUGUCUGGUGACUUAUCCGCAGGUCAAGUAUAAAGAAAGUCGAUCACGCGCGUAUGAACGAGCGCAAAAAAAGCAAAAGACUCGAGCACGGAAACGAGUCCAGCCACUUUUCGACAAAAACUAGAUCCGAAGAUCGAAUCGGUAGAUUUACAAAAAUUUAUUCCGUUUUUCAACCAGCUACGUCCAUAUUUUUCUGUUGCAUAAGUCUUGAGAAAAGAACUCUUUUUUUUGCUUUAACUUCAAUCUUCCGAUGAGAUGGACGUAUAAUGUAUCCUAUGGGCAUUUCGUUUUUUCUAGCUUCAAGUACACGGUACACUUAUCUUCUUCGUAGACGUAUAGACGGAUGGGCGGAAUAAGAGGACACUAUGAAAAAUUAGUUCGACAGAAUCGGAGGACGUUUACAGUUUUGCGCAACUUUUAUCACGGCUGUUAUGAACGAGCGAAACAUCGCUGUAACUCGAGACUACAUUGAACUAUGGAUCGCGAUUAAGCAGAAUCAAGAGUGAAUAUUCUUUCUAUGGCUUUGCGACGCUGCAAAAAUAGCAUCUGCAAAUCGUCGGAAUUUUUAUUAAAAUUGAUGCGCUGGUGACGUCGCGCUCACGAAUAAUGCAUCCAAAGUGCCUAUGGAACUUUUCUUAUUUAAAAAAUGUUUCCGCUGCUGGUUCUAUACAUGAAUUUCAAAUUAAAACACGAAAUUUAUUCCAAAGUAAAAAAAAUUGUAAGCAUCGAGUAUUGUCCGAGAAUGUCACGAAAUGCCUUUUGAACCUUGAAAACGGUUAUUUCUGUUCGUCAAUCUUUACUCAAGCUACAUAAUGGAAGAGCGUUCUUCGAAAAUUUUGUAUCUGAAAAGACGCAGAAAACAGCAUUGUGAGCUUCCUUGAAGAUUUCGAUCCGUCGCGAUCGCAACGUACAUCAAACAAUGAUUUCUCGCUCAAUAGCCACGCGGGCGACUUUUCUUCUGCGACUGUUUACAACUAGCGCAUAUCGAAAUGCCGUUAAACGCGUAGUUUUGCCAAAACAACUAAUACAAAAACAGCUUAUUAGACAUAGACUAGACUACUAGACAUCGUUCGCAAGGAUUUAUAAAAAAUCGACUCGUCUCUCUGUCAUCAUCUCUUACUUUAAAAAAUCAGAUAAACAAAAAUUCGCCCGAAAUCCCACGAAUGUUACAUAAACAUAUAUCUACAUACCCUCCUGAAGUGGAGGGAGAGAGGCGUAUAUACAUAGCGCACGCGAGGAAGAGAGAGACGCACGACACACAGACACACAGACACACACACGCACAGCCACCUCGUCCCGGAGUCCCGCUCCAAAAGAAGUCGCGCCUGCUGCGACACGACAGCAUUCGCGCCCGAGCCUUUGAGCCGAGCGGACGCGUGAAAGACAGUAUACAUAGCGGCACGGCCGAGCUAGCAGACUACGCGCAUACGAAAUCUGCCCAGGCAUCACAGCUGAAGAAAGUGAAAUUCCGCGCGCGCCGGAGCAAUCUUUACACGCACUGGUGGUGGGGAGUCGUGCUCUCUCACCUAGUGACCGUGAUUUUCACUCGGCGGGAGUUUCACUUCUAACCUCAAUACCCGCGCGUGUUGGCGGAGCUCGUUCCGGCUUUGUAACAUUUCAGAAAGAUACGGGACGGCCGUACUUCUGCUAGCUCCUCUUCGCCCGCCUCUACGUGUGCCAUUACGUAAAGACCCUUGGACAAUGAUGUAACUGCUGCCGCACCGAGUGUUCGAAUUCCUUGUAGUCUGCUUCGUUGUUAUUGUUGCACAGUUCGGUUCGCCGUUGUUUUGAGUGUCGUCCUCGAAAAAAAAAGAAGAAAAAAAGGUGAAACCAUGUGGCCUGAGAACGUGGGUAUCAAGGCGCUGGAGGUCUACUUCCCGGCCCAGUACGUGGAUCAGACGGACCUGGAGAAGUUCGACGGGGUGUCCGCCGGCAAGUACACCAUAGGCCUGGGCCAGUCCAGGAUGGGCUUCUGUAACGACCGGGAGGACAUAAACUCGCUCUGCCUGACGGUGGUGCACCGGCUUCUGGACAGAUACGCCAUCAAGCCCGAGCAGAUCGGCAGACUGGAAGUCGGCACCGAGACCAUACUCGACAAGAGUAAGUCCGUCAAGUCCUGUCUGAUGCAGCUGUUCGAGCCCUCCGGCAACACCGACGUCGAGGGCAUCGACACCACGAACGCCUGCUACGGUGGCACCGCCGCUCUCUUCAAUGCCAUCUCCUGGGUCGAGAGCAGCGCCUGGGAUGGAAGACUCGCCCUCGUCGUGGCCGCCGACAACGCCGUCUACGCGAGUGGUAGUGCUAGGCCCACCGGUGGUGCUGGAGCUGUUGCCAUGCUGGUGGGUCCGGACGCCCCUCUGGUGUUUGACCGUGGACUGCGUGCCUCCUGCAUGAGACAUGCUUAUGACUUUUACAAGCCAGAUCUUAGGUCAGAGUAUCCCACCGUCGAUGGAAAGCUCUCUAUUCAGUGUUAUCUCAGUUCCCUGGACACCUGCUACCAGAGGUACUGCGACAAGGCUAAGGCCAAGAAGCAAGGGCAUGAUGUAACUGUGAGGGACUUUGACGCCAUGCUGUUUCAUUCUCCAUACUGCAAGCUCGUUCAGAAGUCAUUCGCCAGAUUAGCUCUUGUUGACUUCUUAAACUCCGCCAAGAGCAACUCCAUUCAGAAUCAUGUCGACUUGCAGAAGUUCAGUAAUCUUUCCCUGGAAGAUACAUACUUUGACAGAGACGUGGAAAAGGCUUUCAUGGCAUUGAGUAAGAAUGAUUUUGAGCAGAAAACUAAACCCAGUUUGUUCAUAGCUAAUCAAGUAGGAAACAUGUACACACCUUCUGUUUAUUCUGGACUUGUCUCACUGCUCAUCGAUAAGCCAAUAGAGGCUUUGGCUGGUAAGAAGAUAGGAGUGUUUUCUUAUGGAUCUGGACUCGCAUCCAGCAUGUAUUCGAUAACGGUCACAAAAGAUGUGAGCCAAGACUCGGCUCUGAGCAAAUUGGUAACAAAUCUGUCCUACGUCAAGACUCAGCUGGAAGCAAGACGGAAAGUGCAUCCUGAAGAGUACACUGAAACUUUAGCUUUAAGAGAAAAAAACUGUCACACUGUACCGUUUGAGCCUCAGAGCAGUAUUGAUAAUAUGUUCCCAGGAACUUAUUACCUCGUAAAAGUUGACGAGCUGUACAGAAGAACUUAUGAGAGAAUACCAAAUUUAAAAUAGUUAUUAUAUUUUAAUUAUUCAGGAAAAACGUUGGUGAGAAAAUUUUGCAUACUGAUUUAUGUAUGCAGUUCUUUAUUUCAAUUUACUUCUAAAACCAUGAAAAAUUUAUGAGUGAUGUAAAAAAAGCAAGAAUUCAGAUUCAGUAUAUAGAAUUCGAUCUUGCUUUCUUUAUGUAAACCAUUGAAAAACAAUGAUUUGAAAAAAAUCUUAAACCCUGACAAGAUACUUUUUUAGUUUCACAAACGUUUCUCCUACGCUGUAGUCAAACAAAACUGCUUAGUUGAAUGUAUAUUAUUACUAUUUUGUAAAAAUAUUCCAUUUUCCAAUUAGCUAGGCCAGUCAGUGAUUGAUCAACUUGUUUAUUCAUAUUUGUCAAUUUAAUACACAAAAUGUCUGCAACUGAAUAGAUAGAAAAUUGUAUUGAUAGGUUCAAAAAAUUUACUAAGAGAGUAAAAAAAAAUAAUCACAUCUCUCACGUGCCUUUGAUCGUUGACUAUUCAUAGAUUGCAGACAAAUUCAGAGAAAUAAAUAAAGGUGAACAAUUAUCGUUAUCGUAAUUGUACAUAAUUUAUAAUAAUGCUGAGAAUUUUUCAAACAUUAUGCUUACGAAAAUUUUUCAUUUUUGAAUAAUGACACAACAAUGUUACAUCAUUGUCUUAUUCUUUUACCUUUAAAUAAUAUAUUUGUAUUUCUACAUUGUCUUAAUGUAAAAUGUUACUAUUAUUUGGUUAUUUAUUUAUAAUAACGAAAGUGAACGAUAUAAAAUGUUUAAAAAGUAUAUUGAUUUAAUCUAUAUACAUAAAUAUUAUAGCCGAAAAGGAUAAGGAAUGUAAAAGUAUGAUUCAGAUGACGAGAGCCAUAUUGGCCUCAUAUGUAUUCCAUGUAUUUAGAACAAGUGGUGAAGGUUUUUUUAAAUUACUAUUUUUAGUUACACACUAAAUCCAAAAUUAUUAUUAUUUAAUAAAUAUAUCAUUUCUUGUUAA
This is a messenger RNA of Nasonia vitripennis (jewel wasp), 4975 nucleotides long. RefSeq names its product hydroxymethylglutaryl-CoA synthase 1 (gene Hmgs). Gene Ontology annotation, molecular function: hydroxymethylglutaryl-CoA synthase activity. The record is from RefSeq and is a predicted model, not a curated record. Lineage: Eukaryota; Metazoa; Arthropoda; Insecta; Hymenoptera; Pteromalidae. The transcript has a single exon. Gene Ontology annotation, biological process: acetyl-CoA metabolic process. The coding region runs from base 2616 to 3992 and encodes 458 amino acids.